Molecule: messenger RNA, 1437 nt
Organism: Chilo suppressalis (striped riceborer)
Lineage: Eukaryota; Metazoa; Arthropoda; Insecta; Lepidoptera; Crambidae
Source: the annotation of a GenBank genome assembly
AUGAAUUCACAAGCUCUAUCACCGCAACGGAAAUUCAAGAAAACUGGACUGCUGCGACACAUAAGAUCAGCACAUAAUGACGCACUGAACCAAUCAGCACCUGUCACACUAACAAUAAGCACCAACGGACGCACGCCCAUGUCACCGCUGGAAGAUGCUUUCGGGUCCCCCUUUUUCAAUGCCGUCGGGCCCAAGUCUGGCAUCUGGCAACAGCGCUGGGACAACGUCUGCAACCUGCACGGUAAGAUGAAUGACCUCCCAAGCGGCACUGCCAGUAGAAAGUUCGUGCACACCCUGGCUGACGAAAUUGAGCAUCUGACCAAAUCAACUUACCCCUCCGAACGCGUAUUGACUUUCGCCGCAGUCAUUCUGCAAAGAGACAAAAAUGUAAGAAAAACUAAAGAUGUGCUCAGAUUACUUGAUCGCCGCCUGAAGCUAUGGACAGACGAACGCUUCGAGGAACUCAUUACCGAAUCCAUCAAAGCAGAUAAAUCUCUACGGAAUGCAGGCAACCGGAAACGCGACGACCAAGACACAAAAACAUUCACUAGACUAAUACGAGAAGCCCUCAACUGGCUCCUCACAAAAGACACGUACAAAGUUUUAAACCCCGACGCCGAAGUUGACCCAUCCGGCAAAACCGUAAGUUAUGUGCUGACGGAAAAGCAUCCCCCACCAACCACCCCAGACCACGAUUUAUUCACUCUCCCCAGAAACGACACAGAACUGCCGCCACUCCUUGAAGUCGACAUAACAUCCGACCACGUUGAAACUGUUGCAAGGAAACUACACGGUGGUGGAGGCCCCACUGGCUCCACAGCUGAAAACUGGAGAGACUUCCUCCUCCGUUACGGACAAGCAAGCGCCCUCUUAAGAGAAGCCGUUGUACAGCUCACAAUGAAACUCAGCAACGAAACCGUACCCAGGAGCCAAAUACAAGCCCUAAUGUCAAGCCGCCUUGUAGCGUUAGACAAAUGCCCGUGUAUGAGACCCAUCGGCAUCGGAGAAUGCUUACGGAGAAUAUUAUCAAAAUGUAUGAUUGAAGCCACUAGCUCUGAAGUCACCGAAGCAUGUGGUCAGUUACAACUAUGCAGUGGACUAAGUAGCGGCAUCGAGGGUGCCGUCCACGCCAUGAAGGACGCCUUCCAAAAAGAAUGCCAUCCCAGGUCAAAUUGGGGAAUGCUCCUUGUCGACGCUAACAAUGCAUUCAAUGCUGUUAAUAGACAACUAGAACUCUGGCAGGCAAGAAUACACUGGCCACACUGCGCUCGCUUUCUGUACAACACAUACAACGGCCAUGCGGAACUUGUAUUUCGUGACUCUGGAACAAGAUUAUACAUGCCACUGUAUGCGCUAGCGACACUACCAAUAAUAAACAAACUCAAAUCCGAAAACACUGUCACACAAUGCUGGUACGCCGAUGACUCCUCCGCGUAA